Solea solea (common sole) is the source of this 1273-nucleotide messenger RNA. RefSeq names its product goosecoid (gene gsc). Lineage: Eukaryota; Metazoa; Chordata; Actinopteri; Pleuronectiformes; Soleidae. Gene Ontology annotation, cellular component: nucleus. The record is from RefSeq and is a predicted model, not a curated record. Gene Ontology annotation, molecular function: DNA-binding transcription factor activity, RNA polymerase II-specific; RNA polymerase II cis-regulatory region sequence-specific DNA binding. The transcript has 3 exons. Gene Ontology annotation, biological process: regulation of transcription by RNA polymerase II. The coding region runs from base 219 to 950 and encodes 243 amino acids.
CACAUGGUCCCAGUUCACGCACCAGUCUCCGCAGAGUCUCUACCACCAUGACGCAAAUCUAACGAACUUGUUUUUUUCUUACCGAGAACGGAAAUCCAAAAACCAUCGCGUUAUUGUUGUUGUUGUUAUUGCUGUUAUUAUUGCUAUUAGUACUAUUAUCAUUUACCGCGCGCUUUUCCAUCUUUCCCACACUUCUCUCCCCUCUUCUCCGGUGUGUGAUGCCCGCCGGGAUGUUCAGCAUCGACAGCAUCUUGUCCGGCAGACCGAGCUGCAAAGAGCCGCUGCUGCUGCACCGGAGCGGCCCCGUGGUGCUGUCCGCCGCCGGCCUCACGGAUUCUAUCUACACCGACUACAACGGACUGUACUCGGCCACGUGUGGACCUUCUCCUCCCGGGAUUCAGUCUGUGAACGGGACCAGGAUUGGAUAUAACGGCUACUACUACGGUCAGCUUCAGGUCCAGAGCGCCGGAGGAGGAGGGCCGUCAUGCUGCGGCUCUGUGCCGGGCCUCAGCCCGCAGCAGUGCCCCUGCAUCCCCGCAGGCUACGACAGCCCGGGCUCGGUGCUCAUCUCGCCGGUUCCUCACCAGAUGAUGUCCUACAUGAACAUGGGCAGUCUGUCGCGCACCGAGCUACAGCUCCUCAACCAGUUGCACUGCCGCAGGAAGCGCCGGCACCGCACCAUCUUCACGGACGAGCAGCUGGAGGCUCUGGAGGGACUCUUCCAGGAGACCAAGUACCCGGACGUGGGCACCCGAGAGCAGCUGGCCCGCAAAGUUCACCUCCGAGAGGAGAAGGUGGAGGUUUGGUUCAAAAACAGACGCGCCAAAUGGAGGAGGCAGAAACGGUCUUCAUCAGAGGAGUCCGAGAAUUCACAGAAAUGGAACAAAACCACCAAAACGUCCGCGGAGAAAACCGAGGAGAGCAAAAGCGAGGUGGACUCAGACAGCUGAUAGUCACAGAGACUGGAACAAUACACACACGCGCGCGUGUAUGUGUGUGUACACGUUUAGUGGAAAGUCACGUGGACAGACAUACAGUACAUACAUACAUGCUGGUGGUGUGAUGACACGUGUUGCCAUGUUGCACAGCUGUACAUAUCUACAUUUUAUUAUGGAUUCCAUGUGCUCUAUUUAUAUUUAAUUUAAUUUUUUUUUUUUUGUAUAAUAUUAAUUAAGGGAACGCGACUCUCCAGUGAACGGACACGUCUGAAUAUAUCGCAGUGUUGUAUGUGACCUUUUUAUGGAUAUUAAAUGUUGUAAUUCUUGCUAUUUUA